AGGAUAUCGUAGUUUGUUCACGUGAGCACGUCACGAGCUCUGACGACAACACUACCAAGUUUGCUGCUUACGGUUGACAGCUGAUAGCUUUACACAGUCCACCCACUGGUUACCAAACUGAGGCAAGAGGGCCGAGUCUGUUUUUGUACUUGCGCUCUACCAACUCCUUGCAUAACUGGUUAUUGCUGUCGAAGAGGGACGAUAUUAAUGGUUUUGUGUUUUUACCCUGUUUGAUUAUUAGGACAUUUAUAGACGUCAUCAGAAGUUACUUGCUUUAAUUUUGCUAUAGUCUUUUUUGGAUAGUAAGAUAAUGGAAAUAAUAAUCAGCCAGCCCCCUGCACUACACACUCAACAGGAUCUGGAUCUGAUUGAUAUUUUGUGGAGGCAAGACAUAGACCUUGGUGCAGGGCGUGAAGUGUUUGAUUACAAUCAAAGACAGAGGGAAUAUGAGCUUGAAAAACAGAAGCAGCUUGAGAGAGAGCGGUUGGAGCAGCUCCAGAAGGAGAAAGAAGCUACCCUACUGGCCCAGCUUCAGCUAGACGAAGAGACAGGUGAAUUUGUUCCAAUAGUACAGCAUAUCAAAUCAGAAGACAUCUCUGCACCCCUGAGAGACUCUCCCCAGAACAUAUGUGUUUCAAGCCAAGAUGGUAAUGCCCUGUCUUUUGAUGAAUGCAUGCAGCUUCUGGCAGAGACAUACCCAUUUGUUGAGAUGCCUACAGCUACCCUUCAGUCCACCAUUGCUACACAGCCUGACAGCAGUCCUUUCUUCAGCUCCCCUCACAACAGCCAGCCAGAUGAAUCCUGCGUUGUACCAGAUCUGGAGGAUGCUUGGGAUGUAAUUUUGUCUAUACCAGAGUUGCAGACAUUCUUACCUCAACACAGUUUCACCAAGUCAUUCAGUGAGUUCAGAUGCUUUGUCUACAAAUGUGUCUUAUAGUUCCACUGGUUUCUGUGACCCUUUCUACUCUGCACUAGUAAAUACGGAAAAGAGUGAUACACCAUCAGAAAAUGUUGAUCACCCCUUUACAGAUCUGGUGAGUGAGCCGCCUUUUGAAUCUUUGGAUGCAAGUGAGCCACCUUUUGAAUCUUUGGAUGCAAGUGAUUUAACUGUUUGUGAAGACUUCAGUGAUGGAGAUGGUGGUUCUGCUGUUGUGUCUGAAAUCCCAGAUUCAGACUCUGGAUUAGGUAUGGAUGAAAGUCCCAGACCAAGUUCACCAGAAAACUCAAAAGGCUCACCGCAAUUUAGAGGUACUCCUUUUGGGUUCAGAGAUUCUGAUUUGGAAGAUAUGGACAGCAGCCCAGGAAGUGUUAAACAAGAUUUUGUCCAAAUUUAUCCAGUCUGCUUCCAAGGAGAUAAUUACCAUAUUGCUAGCCCUCUGAUAUCCCUAGAACAGCCUUUAAGUGUCAAGUCUCAAGGCUCACCAGAAAAUGAAUUGCCUGCUAGUCCUGGUUACAGCAAAGUUCCAUUCACAAAAGAUAAGCAGCAAAGUCGUGUGGAGUUGCGGCUCAGCAGAGAUGAGCAGCGAGCAAGAGCACUGAAUAUCCCUUUCUCAAUUGAUAAAAUAAUCAAUCUUCCUGUUGAUGACUUUAAUGAAGUAAUGUCAAAGCACCAGUUCAAUGAGGCCCAGCUUGCUCUCAUUCGAGACAUUCGCAGACGGGGUAAGAAUAAAGUAGCAGCCCAAAACUGCAGGAAACGAAAGCUAGAGAGCAUAGUGGGUCUGGAGAAUGAACUGGAUCAUCUGAAGGAGGAAAAAGAUAAAUUGCUUCAAGAAAAAGGAGAGUAUGACAGAAGCCUUCGUGAGGCAAAGCAGCAACUCGGUACCCUCUAUCGUGAAGUCUUCAGUAGGCUUCGCGAUGAAGAUGGGAAGCCUUACUCUCCCAAUGAGUACUCACUACAGCAAACCAGAGAUGGUAAUGUGUUCCUUGUUCCUAAAUUUAAGAGAUCGUGACUAAAGAGACAGUUUUAUUUAACAGCUUUCCUGGUGUUCUUUGCAUCACAGAAAUACCAGGACAGUACCGGGACUGAGAGUAUAUAUGCGCAUGUUUGUGUGUUUUUUUAGUUUUGUUUAACUUUGCCUUUUUUUUUUUUUUUUUUUUACAUAGCACUUGUACUGUCAUGUGAAAUGCAGAAAUAAAACUGGUUUUAAUUUCUAUGCAAUAAAGAAAACUAAUAUGUUUUAACACAUUUAGUUAAUUUUGAACCAAAAACAAGUAGGCUUCUGUAAGUAUAAAUGUUAUAAUUUUGUUAUCACUCAAGUGAAUUUCUGUGUUUUACUGCAUCUUCUAGCAUUUUUGCUAUAGUUUGUAAAUACUACAGGACUUAUUUAUAAUACAUUUCUUUCUUUAUCCUGAAGCUUAUAGAUUUAUACUGUAUGUAUGCUAACAAUCUUAUGUUGCAAAAACAUAUGACUGUGUACUUUUGAUAAACAUUUUUCAUUAUUUUAAUUUUCUGAGAACCCGUUCUGUUUUAUGUUUUGUUUAUUAUAAAAUAAACUUAAUAUAGUUUAA
Messenger RNA from Protopterus annectens (West African lungfish), 2508 nucleotides. It is a transcript of the gene NFE2L2, whose product is annotated as NFE2 like bZIP transcription factor 2. Gene Ontology annotation, biological process: cellular response to oxidative stress; regulation of transcription by RNA polymerase II. Gene Ontology annotation, molecular function: DNA-binding transcription factor activity, RNA polymerase II-specific; RNA polymerase II cis-regulatory region sequence-specific DNA binding. The record is from RefSeq and is a predicted model, not a curated record. NCBI's taxonomy places the organism in Eukaryota, Metazoa, Chordata, Ceratodontiformes, Protopteridae. Gene Ontology annotation, cellular component: nucleus.